CUACAACCACAUUUGACUCUCUCACACAAAUUUUUUAUGUAAUUAAACAUCUUUCUUAAGACUUAGUCACUCAGAUAAUAAGGAUAACAUAUCAUUGCUGAGAGUAAAAGUGAUGGAAUAUAGAUUGGGAGUCCACAGCAUAUAUAGAACUCUAUUAAAAUUAGGCAUCCAGCGCCAUAUCAUCUUCUUGUCUAUGCUUUAUCUUCAAUAAUACUGUAGACAGCAGUAAACUGAAAACAUGGGAAGAAAAUCCUGCGUGUUCAGAACAAACAUCUCUUUGGUAGUGUUACUUUCCUUUCUACUAUGUUUAUGUUUAUGCAGUUCCACAGACACCAUUACCUUCAACCAACCUCUCAAAGACGGGGAUUUAUUAAUCUCUAAUGACACUUCUUACGCUAUCGGUUUCUUCACCCCCGGGAACUCCACCGGCAAGCGAUACGUCGGACUUUGGUACCAAAAAAUACCAGAAAAGGUGGUCGUUUGGGUCGCCAACAGAGACAACCCCGUCAAUGGCACAUCCGGAAUCCUCUUCAUCGACACAACCGGAAAUCUCGUCAUCCAAGACAAGAAAACCGGUAAUUCUGUCUGGAACACAAGUCUUUCUUUUGAGCCCACCGGGACAGGAGAUUAUUCCGCUCAGUUAAAGAAUACUGGGAAUCUGGUUCUGUAUCAUGACCGGGAGAGACGGGUUGAUAAAUGGCAAAGCUUUGAUCAUCCCACGAAUACAUUACUGGCGUCCAUGAAACUGGGGGUGGGCAAGAAUAAAAGUUUAAACUGGUUUCUGAGGUCGUGGAAGUCGCCGGAUGAUCCGGGCAGCGGCGAGUAUACCCUCGGGAUAGAUCUCACCGGAAAACCUCAGGCGUUCCUGUACAAGAAUUCUUCGUCCCGGGUGUGGAGAAUCGGGCCAUGGAAUGGCAUUAGAUGGAGCGGCGUGCCACAAAUGACCCCAGAAAUAACCCCUUACACGUUCACCGAAAACGACGACGAGUUCUCGGAGGAAUACUGGAUUCGGGACCCGUCGUCGGUGUAUACAAUAGUGAUGUUAAACGACUCCGGGACGGUGAACAAGAUCAUAUGGAAAGGAAACGGCAAUAAGAAGAAAUGGGACGGCGUUUGGUACUACCCCAACGACGAUUGUGACCACUACGGUCACUGUGGCACUUUCGGCAUUUGCGAGAAAGCGAGAUUUUCCUGCAGAUGCGUUUCUGGGUUCAAGCCUAAGUCGUCGAACCAGGAAUGGAGUCAAGGGUGCUGGAGAAACCAGACAGAGGUGUGCCGUAACGGUGAGGGGUUCUUGAAGUUGGAGGACAUGAAGAUCCCUGACACUCAAAUGGCGGAAGUGAACAGAGCCAUUGGGUUGAAGGAAUGUGAGGAGCUGUGUUUGAAUAACUGUUCUUGCACGGCAUAUGCAAGCGCGAAUAUCAGCGAUGGCGGAAUGGGAUGCAUUGCUUGGUAUGGAGAGUUGAUAGAUAUGAGGGAUUUCACAAGUGGAGGCCAAGAUAUCUAUGUUCGAGUCUCUGCAUCUGAUUUAGGUCAACUUGUAAAGAAAUCUAAAGACCAUCAUGGGAAAAGGCUCAUAGUCUCCGUGAUUCAGCCCAUUGCUGCUGUGAUUCUUGUGCUCUAUUGUUUGAUCUCUACCAAUAUCAGAAAAGGUAAAACACCACCAAGUAGUAAUACCAGUUUACAAUUGGAGAAAUAUAUGGAAGAAGCUAGACAUGCAGAUGUGUUAGCCUUUGAUUUAAACACUAUUAGAGCUGCCACUAAUAACUUUUCUGCAGACAAUAAACUUGGAGAAGGCGGAUUUGGUUCUGUUUACAAGGGUAUGUUGCAAAAUGGACAAUUUGUAGCUAUCAAAACACUCUCAAGAACAUCUCAGCAAGGGAUAGAAGAAUUCAAAAAUGAAGUGAAGCUAAUUGCCAAACUUCAACACAGAAAUCUUGUGAGGCUUUUAGGAUGUUGCAUUCAACAAGGGGAGAAGAUGUUGGUUUAUGAAUAUUUACCUAACAAAGCCCUGGACAGUUUCAUCUUCGAUAAUAGACAAGGGAGGUUGUUAGAGUGGAAAAAGCGUUUUGAAAUUAUUUUAGGAAUUGCUCAAGGGUUGUUAUAUCUUCAUCAAGAUUCUAGACUACGAAUCGUUCAUAGAGAUUUGAAGGCUAGUAAUGUUUUGUUAGAUGACUCCAUGAACCCGAAAAUAUCAGAUUUCGGAAUGGCUAGACUUUUUGAAGAAGAACAAGUCGAAGCAAAUACAAAUCGAGUAGUUGGAACAUAUGGCUAUAUGUCGCCUGAAUAUGCAAUGGGAGGUAACUUUUCAGUAAAGUCUGAUGUGUAUAGCUUUGGUGUUUUAUUGUUGGAAAUUGUGAGCGGAAAGAAGAACAAACACAAGUACAAGGAAACCUCGUUGAAUUUAAUAGGAGAUGUAUGGGAUUUCUGGAAUGAAGAAAGAGCACUAGAAAUUGUCGAUGCAUCAUUAGGGGAGUCGUAUGAUGAUCAAGAAGUUUUGAGGUGCAUCCAUGUCGGUCUGUUGUGCGUUCAACUACAUUCAAAUGACAGACCAACCAUGUCAGAAGUGAUUUUCAUGUUAAGUAAUGAUGCAGAACUCUCACGUCCUAAUCGACCAGGAUUUGUAUUAAAUCAGAGGAAUAAUGCAGCUCCAUUAUCAUAUUCUACAAGUGAUGGUGCUAAUCAAUCAAGUAAUACUAUGUCAAUUACUGAACUUACAAUAGUGGACUUGAAGGAGACAGCAGGGACAGCUAUACAGGACCAUAUGAUUGAUCCUGAUCAGUCAUUCCGGUUGAAAGGGGAAAACAUGGGAAGAAAAACCUGCGUGUUCAGAACGAACAUCUCUUUGGUACUGUUUCUUUCCUUUCUACUAUGUUUAUGCAGUUCCAGAGACACCAUUACCUUCAACCAACCUCUCAAAGACGGGGAUUUAUUAAUCUCUAAUGACACUUCUUACGCUAUCGGUUUCUUCACCCCCGGGAACUCCACCGGCAAGCGAUACGUCGGACUUUGGUACCUAAAAAUAACAGAAAAGGUGGUCGUUUGGGUCGCCAACAGAGACAACCCCGUCAAUGGCACAUCCGGAAUCCUCUUCAUCGACAGAACCGGAAAUCUCGUCAUCCAAGACAAGAAAACCGGUAACUCUGUCUGGAACACAAGUCUUUCUUUUGAGCCCACCGGUACAAGAGAUUAUUCCGCUCAGUUAAAGGAUACUGGGAAUCUGAUUCUGUAUCAUGACCGGGAGAGACGGGUUGAUAAAUGGCAGAGCUUUGACUAUCCCACGAAUACAAUACUGGCGUCCAUGAAACUGGGGGUGGGCAAGAAUAAAAGUUUAAACUGGUUCCUGAGGUCGUGGAAGUCGCCGGAUGAUCCAGGCAGCGGCGAGUAUAGCGUCGGGAUAGAUCUCACCGGAAAACCUCAGGCGUUCCUGUACAAGAAUUCUUCGUCGCCGGUGUGGAGACUGGGGCCAUGGAAUGGCAUUAGAUGGAGCGGCGUGCCGCAAAUGACCCCAGAAAUCACCCCUUACGCCUUCACCGAAAACGACGAGGAGUUCUCGGAGGAAUACUGGAUUCGGGACCCGUUGUCGGUGUAUACAGUAGUGAUGUUAAACGACUCCGGGACGGUGAACAAGCUCAUAUGGAAAGGAAACGGCGAGAUGAAGAAAUGGGACGGCGUUUGGUACUAUCCCAACGACGAUUGUGACCACUACGGUCACUGUGGCCCUUUCGGCAUUUGCGACAAAGCGGGAUUUUCCUGCAGAUGCGUUUCUGGGUUCAAGCCUAAUUCGAACCAGAAUUGGAGCCAAGGGUGCUGGAGAAGCCAGGCAGAGGUGUGCCGUAACGGUGAGGGGUUCUUGAAAUUGGAGCACAUGAAGAUCCCGGACACAGAAAUGGCGGCGGUGAACACCACCAUAGGGCUUCAAGAAUGCCGGGAGCUUUGUCUCAGCAACUGUUCGUGCACGGCGUUUGCCAGCGCCAAUAUCAGCGACGGCGGAACGGGAUGCGUAACUUGGUAUGGUGACUUGAUAGAUAUGCGGGAGUUCACAGAUGGCGGCCAAGAUAUCUAUGUUCGAGUUUCUGCGUCUGAUUUAGCAGCUCAACAUGUAAAGAAAUCUAAAGGUUUUCAUGGGAAAUGGCUCAUAGUUACAGUGGUUAUUGUGCCGGUUGCCGCUGCAGUGAUUCUACUGCUCCUUUAUCUGACACUAUUAUUGAAAGGGAGAAAAGGUAAUAAGAAAGCAGUAAGCAGUACGAGUUUAGAAACCUAUGAAGGGCCUGCGGCAAUGGGGAAAUAUGUGGAUGAUGAAGAUGGAUCGGCAUCAUCAGAUGUUUUAAUAUUUGAUCUAAACACUAUUAGAGCUGCCACUAAUAACUUCUCUGCUGAUAAUAAACUCGGAGAAGGUGGAUUUGGUAUUGUUUACAAGGGUAAGUUGCAAAAUGGAGAGCUAGUAGCUGUUAAAAGACUCACAAGAACUUCACUCCAAGGGAUUGUAGAAUUCAAGAAUGAAGUAAGGCUAAUAGCAAAACUCCAACACAGAAAUCUGGUCAGACUUUUAGGAUGUUGCAUUCAACAAGGGGAGAAGAUGUUAGUGUAUGAGUACUUGCCAAACAAAAGCCUUGACAGUUUCAUUUUCGAUAAUGCACAAGGGAUGUCUUUGGAUUGGAGAAAGCGAUUUGAAAUUAUCUCGGGAAUUGCUGAAGGGCUAGUGUAUCUUCAUCAAGAUUCUAGGUUAAGAAUUAUCCACAGAGAUUUAAAGGCCAGUAAUAUUUUGUUAGAUGCUGCUAUGCAAUCAAAAAUAUCAGAUUUUGGAAUGGCUAGAAUUUUUGAAGAGCAACAAGUUGAAGCAAACACAAAUCGAGUAGUUGGGACAUAUGGUUAUAUGUCACCGGAAUAUGCAAUGGAGGGUAUCUUCUCAAUAAAAUCUGAUGUCUUCAGCUUCGGUGUUUUGAUGUUGGAAAUUGUGAGUGGGAAGAAGAACAAAUACACGCGCAACGAAAACUCUUUGAAUUUAAUAGGAGAUGUAUGGGAUUUGUGGAGUGAAGAAAGAUCAAUGGAAAUAGUGGAUCCAGCAUUAGGGGAGUCGUAUGAUGGUCAAGAAAUUUUGAGGUGUAUCCAUGUCGGGCUGUUGUGUGUUCAACCGUAUCCAGAUGACAGGCCAACCAUGUCGGAAGUGAUUUUCAUGCUAAGUAAUGACACAAAACUCCCUCAUCCUAAAGCACCAGGAUUUAUAUUCAAUCAAGGGAGUUUUACUACUCCAUUCUCAUAUUCUACAACUGAUGGAAAUCAAUCUAUUAAUAGCAUGUCAUUUACUGCAAUGGGCGGUCGUUAAUACUCACCCGGCUUGUGUCUUAUUGUUUGGAAUAAUGUGAUUGUCACCUGGUUUAAUUGCCGGUAGGAGCUAUUUAUUAGGUUUCUUGAUUUCAAUCAGUCAGUUAUGGAUAACAUAAGAUGGUUUGAUAUCUUUUGCCUACUAGGGUUACAAGGUAGGCUACACCUAGAGUAGAUUUUCGAAUAUUGGGGUGUUCGGGAUUAUGUCUUAAUGUUGUCAUGUCUUUUACCUAUACAUAGAAUGUACUAUAA
Ipomoea nil (Japanese morning glory) is the source of this 5577-nucleotide messenger RNA. RefSeq lists its product as uncharacterized. Bases 239 to 5326 code for a protein of 1695 amino acids. Lineage: Eukaryota; Viridiplantae; Streptophyta; Magnoliopsida; Solanales; Convolvulaceae. Gene Ontology annotation, molecular function: protein kinase activity; ATP binding. Gene Ontology annotation, biological process: recognition of pollen; protein phosphorylation. The transcript is spliced from 15 exons. The record is from RefSeq and is a predicted model, not a curated record.